AUGUACGAAACCGUGGUCAAGGACCUCGCCUAUUACAAGGAGCAUGUUAUAACCAAUGGUAUUCACACCUCUUGCAAUUCUCUCGGUGUAAGAUCCAUCACCGUAUGUGGUUAUACAAAGAAAACCGUGAUAGAGACGGUUGCUGCGUACUGGAGAUCUUUGGCAGGUACGUAUACUGAGGAUCAAGCUAAAGAAAGGGCAACAGCAGCUUACAACAAUGUCUUUACCAUUUGCCAACAUUUCUUGAAAGCAUUGUACCAAGAACGAUUUGGAAAGAAUGGCGUCAUUUGGAGGGGGAUUCCUGCAAACGAGCAGAAUGACGUAUUGUACAUGUUCAAAAGAAUUGCGUACUUUUGGAACAAGCGCUCUGGCUUAAACGUUGGUACACCCGUCGAGGCAUAUCCUGGAGACCUUGUCUCUGUCAUUGACGCCGAGAACCCAAUGCUACCCAUGCACCUCGCCGAAAAAAACUGGAUAUCCAAAAAUAUGAUCCAGAUAAUGUUGAGGAACUCAGCAAGACCAGAUUACAUUGCUCAUGAUACCUCGGGUUUAUGUUUGACUGGCCUGGAAAACCUUGGUGUCAAUUCGGGUACUGAAGAGAGGUACGAAGACUUGGAUAUGGGCCUGUUUGAAAAUUUAUUUUCGAUCCCUGAUAACAGACCUCUUGCACCAUCGUCUUCUUCCGCUUUGGUACAAAAUCCUGUUUUGACCUCUCUUCCUCCCUCUGAGAUGCCUCCUCUCUCUGACUCGCCUCCUCCUCACUCUGACUCUCCUCCUCCCACCUCUGCACCUGCCCUCUCCACCCCAAGUAUUACCUGUCCAAAAGCUGAAGCCAUCCCUACUUUCACCGCUUGUGAAAAGUACCUAUUUAACAUGAACCCAAUUGACGAAACUUUCUUCGACAUGAUGCAAGAACAACUUUGGAUGGAAGAUGACGCUGAACAUUUCGAAGACGAAGAUCAAUAUUUCGAUGCCUUGGUGGACGAAAUCAGUGCAAUGGACGAAGAGUACGAUUUGGAAGAGCAAAUGCUUGAACAAGAGGUAGCCAUUGCCGAAGAGCGCGUUGUUGCAGACUUCGCCCGCACCCAAGGCAACCAUGAUGUCUUUUCCUUGUUUGAACUUUGGAUCAGGGAAACAAUUUUACAUGCAACCGCUCUUGUCAACUAUGACAUUUUUUAUUAUAUUUUUACGAGAUCGCGGCCCCAGCCCACUUCGGUAAUUUUUUGACCUUCGCUUCGCUACGGUAAAAAUAACCUACGUUCCUGCUGGGGGCGAUCUCGCGCCUGCAGCGGGCCACCGAC
Messenger RNA from Mucor mucedo, 1301 nucleotides. RefSeq lists its product as uncharacterized. Bases 1 to 1227 code for a protein of 408 amino acids. The transcript is spliced from 4 exons. The record is from RefSeq and is a predicted model, not a curated record. Lineage: Eukaryota; Fungi; Mucoromycota; Mucoromycetes; Mucorales; Mucoraceae.